UCAGAUAGCUCAACAUGAACUUUAACCGUCAAGAUCAUUUAAAAAGUGAACAGAACAAUAUUUUUCCUUCUGAGAGCUGGCUACAGGAUUCUGAGUUUCUCCUGCAGUGCUGUCCUAGUCGCUACCUUUUCCUAAAACAGGACAUGGAGCUAUGUUCCUUUCUUCACGUUAGGUGCUAAUGAAGUUAUUUGCUUCAUCAGAGGAAAUGCAGAUCCAUGAAAUUACAUUUUGUGCAAGUUGUCAUUAACUCUGUUGGCAAUGUCUAUGAUUCUAUCUGCCUCUGUGGUCCGUGUGAGGGAUGGACUCCCAUUGUCUGCAUCUACUGAUUAUGACCAGAGCACAGGAAUGCAAGAAUGUAGAAAAUAUUUCAAAAUGCUCUCAAAGAAACUUUCUCAGCUUCCUGAUAGAUGUACUCUGAAAACUGGGCAGUAUAACAUAAACUUUAUCAGUUCUCUGGGAGUGAGCUAUAUGAUGUUGUGCACUGAAAAUUAUCCCAAUGUGCUGGCUUUCUGCUUCCUGGAUGAGCUUCAGAAAGAGUUCAUCACUACCUACAAUAUGAUGAAGACAAAUACUGCUAUCAGACCGUACUGUUUUAUAGAAUUUGAUAAUUUCAUUCAGAGGACCAAACAGAGAUAUAACAACACACGUUCUUUGUCAACAAAGAUGAAUCUUGCUGACAUGCAGACAGAAAUCAAGCUGAGACCGCCUUAUCAAAUUUCCGUGUCAGAACUUGGUUCAGCUAAUGGGUUCGCACAUUUAUCGAUGGCAGAGUAUAAGGGUACUGGUAAGAUAUCUGCAGCUCCUCAUCAGCGUCUGGAACCUGUGACUCUGCCAGGGAUUGUCUCAUUUGUGCUUAGCCUGUUAUGUGGGGCUUUGAAUUUAAUUCGUGGCUUUCAUGCCAUAGAAAGUCUUCUCCAGAAUGAAGGUGAAGAUUUCAGCUACGUUAUUGCAUUUUUUCUUGGAACAUUAGCCUGUUUGUACCAGUGUUACCUGUUUGUAUACUACACAGGCUGGAGGAAUGCCAAAUCCUUCCUGACUUUUGGGUUAAUUUGCCUGUGUAACAUGUACCUGUAUGAACUGCGCAACCUGUGGCAGCUCUUCUUUCAUGUGACUGUGGGAGCAUUUUCUACCUUACAAAUUCGACUGCGACAACCACAGGGAAAGUCCCCUGAUUACAAUGUCUGACAAGUCCUGGAACAUUUAGAGGCAGUCUUGUUCCAACAGUUACUCACUCUCAGGAAUGUAAAGCUGUUCUCCAAAUGAAGAAGCUGUCUGGAUGGGGCUUUUUUUUUUUUCCUUCUUUUUUUUUUAAAGGAAUCAAUGUAAGAUGCC
Charadrius vociferus (killdeer) is the source of this 1332-nucleotide messenger RNA. RefSeq names its product SEC22 vesicle trafficking protein homolog A (S. cerevisiae) (gene SEC22A). Gene Ontology annotation, biological process: endoplasmic reticulum to Golgi vesicle-mediated transport. NCBI's taxonomy places the organism in Eukaryota, Metazoa, Chordata, Aves, Charadriiformes, Charadriidae. Bases 259 to 1185 code for a protein of 308 amino acids. The transcript is spliced from 7 exons. The record is from RefSeq and is a predicted model, not a curated record.